Messenger RNA from Trichomycterus rosablanca, 1156 nucleotides. RefSeq names its product claudin-10-like. Gene Ontology annotation, cellular component: plasma membrane; bicellular tight junction. Bases 1 to 888 code for a protein of 295 amino acids. Gene Ontology annotation, biological process: cell adhesion; bicellular tight junction assembly. Gene Ontology annotation, molecular function: structural molecule activity. The record is from RefSeq and is a predicted model, not a curated record. NCBI's taxonomy places the organism in Eukaryota, Metazoa, Chordata, Actinopteri, Siluriformes, Trichomycteridae. The transcript has 6 exons.
AUGUCGUGCCGAGAAAUCGUGGCAUUGCUGUCAGGAAUAAUUGGGUUGGGUGCUAUCAUCGGAGCUACAGUGUCUAAUGAAUGGAAGAGCACAAGUAGGGCUUCUUCUGUUAUUACAGCUACAUGGGUAUUUCAGGGACUUUGGAUGAACUGCGCUGCAGAAGCAAUGGGUAAUAUGGCAACAGAAAUAACAGCAUUUGUGGUGGCCACAGCAGGGUGGGUGCUGGUGUCUUCCACAUUACCAACAGACUACUGGAAAGUUUCCUCGAUUGAUGGCACAGUUAUUACUACAGCCACAUACUGGUCUAAUCUUUGGAAGACUUGUGUGACUGAUUCCACCGGAGUUUCCAACUGCAAAGACUUUCCAUCAAUGCUUGCUCUAGAUGGCUACAUCCAGGUAUGCCGAGGCUUGAUGAUCUCAGCUGUGUGUCUUGGCUUUUUUGCAACUGCGUGUGCUCUCUUGGGAAUGAAGUGCACCAAAGUAGGAGGAAAUGAUCGAAUCAAAGCCAGGAUUGCAUGCUGUGCUGGAUUGCAGUUUUUUGCCAGCGGGUUGUGCUCUUUGUCUGCCUGCUCGCUGUAUGCCCACAGGAUAACAUCAGAGUUUUUUGACCCCAUGUUUAUGGCACAAAAAUAUGAAUUGGGUGCUGCCCUGUUUAUUGGCUGGGCAGGAUCUGCACUUUGUAUUCUGGGAGGAAUUGUAUUCUUUUUGUCACUGUCUGAUGGCUUCAACAAAAGCCAAACCAACACGAAUGGGAGACGGUAUGUGUAUCAUACAACUUCUUAUGCCUCCUCUCCUGGGAAGUCAAAAAACUCUACAGCCAAUGGCAGAAAACCACCUAAAGAUUACAGCAGCACUUCACUACAGUUCGAUAAAAAUGCAUAUGUUUGAUAUACACAAAGAUCUACCCUCAUUUCCAUAUUAGAACCAUACUUUUAUAUAUACUAUUAUAUAUAAUAUAAUAUAAAUAAUGUUAAAAAUACAAAUAUACUGUACAUCCUUUUCUUAACAAAUUUAAGUUUUAAGCGUCCAAAAAGGGGGAAAAGAACCCACUUUCACUCUUUUGAGAAUGGAAUAACACUAAACACAGUAAGACAGAUAAGAAGUUUUUACCACUUUACACCACAUAAUAAAACUGCAUACCCCAUUUCUGGAAAAG